Messenger RNA from Penicillium bovifimosum, 1083 nucleotides. RefSeq lists its product as uncharacterized. Bases 1 to 1083 code for a protein of 360 amino acids. The transcript is spliced from 2 exons. NCBI's taxonomy places the organism in Eukaryota, Fungi, Ascomycota, Eurotiomycetes, Eurotiales, Aspergillaceae. Gene Ontology annotation, molecular function: methyltransferase activity. The record is from RefSeq and is a predicted model, not a curated record.
AUGUCAAGCCAAGAAAGGACAUCGAGAAAGGAGAAUCUAGAGGCGAGGAAUUGCGAGAGCUCAUCUGCUUUUUCGUUCAUCAGGGCCCGAAGCCGGACUGCCUAUGGGUCCUUCAAAGCAAUUCCAGGUGGCCUGGACAUUUUGAUUGCUGGCACCGCCUGUGUCGACAUUUCAUCGCUGAAUAGCCUGCAGAAGACCCUCCAGCAAGGUGGAUCAUCAACGGCCACCUUUGGCGGCCUGUUGCAGUACGCAGCUAAAUAUCGACCCCGGAUGAUCAUCCAGGAGAAUGGCCGAGGCGCGCCAUGGGGUCAGAUGAAGGACAUGUGGGAGAGGUUCGGCUACAUAUGUGUGCAAACCAACCUAAACACCAAACACUACUACAUCCCACAGACACGCGAGCGGACGUAUAUGGUCAUCAUCGACAAGCACCGCUUGGAAGCAAUCCACCUGAUUACCCCUCUGGACACGCGGGGAAUGACACUCACUGAACGCGUUAGCGACCUUAUCGAGAAGUUCAAACGCCCAGCAAGUGCGCCUAUCGGACACUUCAUGCUCGACGAUGAAGACCGCCGACUCGAGCUCAUCGAGAUGAAAGCCUGCCUCGAUUCCCGGAGCGAGGUCAGUUGGGAACAGUACAAAAUUCGGCACGACCAGCAGCGGAAACAGCUUGCUUUGGGCACCGGGAGACCCAUCACUCGGUCCCUGCCUGGAGUCAAUGACCUGCAGGUGCCAGAUUUCUACUGGCAUCGUUUCUGGCAGACGCAGCCAGAGCGAGUGUGGGACACGGUCGAUAUCAAUUUCCUGAAGCGCAUGCUUCAAGGAUAUGAUAUGAACCACAAGGACCGUUGGAUCGACCUGUCUCAGGGCGUCGACCGAAGCAACGAGGGAAUUGCAGGUGUUGGAGUCGCGGGUUGCAUAACACCGAAGGGAAUACCCUUCUCAACCACCAGGGGCGGCCCCGUAUCGGGCAUGGAGGCUCUGUCACUGCAAGGCCUGCCACUCGAUCGGAUGUUGCUGACGAGAGAAACAAACCAUAUACGUCCGCUCGCGUGUCUGUGGGAUGUAGUAGUGUUUGGUGUUUAG